AUGUCUUUUACUCAUACUCACUACUCCGUGGCAUGGAUCUGCGCCUUGCCGUGGGAAAUGGCUGCUGCGAAGACCAUGUUAGACGAGACUCAUGGAGCCCUUCCUCAAGCGCAGACUGAUAAUAACUGUUACACACUCGGCCGAAUAUGCGGCCAUAAUGUUGUGAUUGCUUGUCUGCCAUCUGGGGAUUAUGGAACCACAUCCGCUGCAGUAGUGUUAUCUCAAAUGCUGCAAACCUUCACCAAUGUAGAAUUUGGGUUAAUGGUUGGAAUCGGGGGAGGUGUACCCGCGCAAAAGCCUGACAUCCGCCUUGGUGACGUGGUGGUUAGCAUCCCAACUACAAAGGCUGGGGGGGUGGUCCAAUAUGACUAUGGAAAGUCUCUUUGUGAUGGUCACUUUCAGGAAACCGGGUCACUCAACAAGCCUCCCAUGGUCCUAUUGAAUGCAGUCACUAAGCUUCGCGCCGAUUCCAUGAUCGAGAAAGGAUCCCUACAACUUAUUAUAUCAAAUGUCCUCCAAAAGGACCAGGAUACGAGAGAGCUUUUUGCACGUCCAUGCCAAGAUUGGUUAUUCAGCUCAGCAUACAACCAUCCAAGCGGCAUUUCUGAUUGCUCGGCAUGCGAUCAGUCUCAUUUAAUGGCCCGUGAGCCAAGAGCAACGGACGAACCACAAGUUCAUUAUGGCUUGAUUGCCUCUGGGAACCAAGUUAUGAAAGAUGCCAAGAGACGAGACUCCAUUGCCAAAAAAUUGGAUAUCCUCUGCUUUGAGAUGGAGGCAGCUGGCCUCAUGGAUCAAUUACCGGUCCUGGUGAUCCGUGGUAUAUGUGAUUAUUGUGAUUCGCAUAAAUCCAAGAUCUGGCAAGCAUACGCCGCUCUUUCUGCUGCCACUUAUACCAAAUUGCUCCUGAAAAUUGUUCCUUGCAGAAUCAAUGACAGCCAAGCCAUCAUUUUGACGCAUCCUCAAUAUUCGUUCUCGGAGUUAUCUCAUACAGUCCCAUCGUUACCAAAAACAGCCAGUGGCUCACUUUCGAUCGUUCACUCCGAUGCCCGUCAAAAUACUUCUGAAUCCAUGCUCAAGAUAAUUAGCCACCCAAAGGAAGUUAUCAACACGGCUGUCACAUCAGCAGUGGGGGAAUUUGAUGAUCACUAUGGUCAGAAUGCGUACGAGGGUAAUGUUGAGGGUCUCAAAUUGCUACUCAGUAGGGCUACAUAUGCUCUGCACGAUAUUGACCAGAAACACGGAAGGACAGCACUGCAUUAUGCAGUAAUGCGGAAUCAUAUUGAUGUUUGCGAAUUUCUUCGCAAUGCUUCCGCUAAUGUCCAUGCUAUGGAUUAUACUGGAAUGACCCCGACAAUCAAAGCCUGGGAACAUAUAUUGACGCGCCGAGGUAGUCCGGCGCAAAUUCAAAAACUCAAAACGCUGUUUCCUGAUAUUGAUUUUUGUGAUGACAUGGGAUUCUCACACAUUCACAUGCUGGUACUUGAUCUCUUACAAGGUGAUCUUGUGGAGACAUUGAAGGUCAGAAAUCAUCGAACGCAAAUCAAUAAACCUGAUUUUACUGGCAAAACGCCUUUGCAUUGGGCAGCAACUCGCGGUGAUUUUGAGCGUAUUGAGAUCCUUCUCAAAUCUGGGGCUAAUGUCGCUGUGACGGAUGAAUCAGGUGGAACACCAUUGAUGUUCGCCGGAUCCUCUGGCUCCCUGAAGUGUUUGAAACUACUCCUAUAUGCUGGCAGCAUUGUUCACUCAAAAAAUCACUAUGGCUCGGACGCACUCUACUAUGCUUGCAGACACCAGAGUGGAUUAUCUCCGGUCAUUCAUCUGCUCAAGUCAGGUGCCUGUUUGAACACCCAAAACAACAAUGGGCAUACUGCCUUGAUUGGUGCAUCAAUCAGGAAUAACUUCAAAAUUGGCAGGUAUCUUUUGCGUCAAGGUGCGACCAUUGAUGUGCAGGGUGCAAAUGGUGAAACCGCUCUAUUUGAAGCGAUUUUCCAUAAUAGCCAUCAAUUCCUCAGACUACUUUUAGAAUGGUCCUCUGACUACACCAUUGUGAAUCAUGAUGGAUCAAACAUUCUUCAUUCGGUGGCAUUGGAAGGGGACUGUGAAACAGUAAAUAUUCUUCUUUGUUCGGAACUCAAGGGGCUGAAUCCAUUGCAUCGAAACAAGAAACAUCUGACGGCGAUGGAAAUGAUUUUAAAGCGAUCAAUUAUUCCUGAAGGGUUUCGAAGCUUGUUUGAUCGCUUAUUGUCAUCAGUCACAACUGACAGCUCUGAGACGUAG
This is a messenger RNA of Penicillium verhagenii, 2277 nucleotides long. RefSeq lists its product as uncharacterized. Lineage: Eukaryota; Fungi; Ascomycota; Eurotiomycetes; Eurotiales; Aspergillaceae. Bases 1 to 2277 code for a protein of 758 amino acids. The transcript has 4 exons. Gene Ontology annotation, molecular function: protein binding; catalytic activity. The record is from RefSeq and is a predicted model, not a curated record. Gene Ontology annotation, biological process: nucleoside metabolic process.